Pseudonaja textilis is the source of this 1461-nucleotide messenger RNA. Lineage: Eukaryota; Metazoa; Chordata; Lepidosauria; Squamata; Elapidae. The record is from RefSeq and is a predicted model, not a curated record.
AUGCCAGCUACAUUGUACUUAUUGUCUGUUAACCAAAAUCACUUGAAGAGCACAGCUAGCAGAGGAAGAAGACUUUCUGAAGACACAGAAGUGUUCCCCCUGAUUAAUUCAGGAGGUAGCAAAGAGCAAGAUGAAAUCACAAAGAAACACAGAAAGCAGGUACCAGAAUUUUGCAAGUUACCUCAAAUAGCUGAAAGCUCACCUAGCAUUCAAAGGGAAAAAAUAAAACCCGGUGAGCUUGCAAAAGAACUUGUGAUCCUUCCACUGCUGGUUCAAUUGGAGUCUCCAGCUAAAGCAAAAAGCUCAAGAGGAACUUGUUUUAAAGAAGUCAAAUUUGAGACGGAUGUCUAUAAUAAGCAGUCGGCUCUUUUGCCAAAUGAUCUUGUUUUAGACACCAAUCAUAGAAACAAGCAGAAGCAAACUAUCAAUGACAGCCUCCUAAGGGCUUCCCAAGAUACUUUUUAUCUACCCCUAAUAAAUCCAGGCAAGUUUGCACUGAAUGACGGGAAGAAAAGAAAGAGAAAAGUGUCCAUUGGAAUUGACAACAUGGAACAAAUAGAAAGCCAUAAAAGCACUUCACUCAAUAUCCUUCUGACAGGUUCUAAUGGAGAAAUUAUCUGUCCAUCACUCUUGAGAUCUGUUCAAACUACAGAUAAUCCCAGGGAAUUUGUAUCAGCUACAGAUGAAGAAGUUUUAGGAGAAGAUGAAUUAUCCAUUGAAGUAAGAAGACCUGCUUGCAGAAGUCCACCAGAGAUUUACUCUGAAGGUCAAGCAUCAAAUGAAAAGGAACUUCCACUAACUCAACAGACUCAACAUUUACCAAGAAAUGGAGUUGGCUUUGAAAAUCGCGAAGUCAUCACAGGAAAUGAGGGUUUUUCUGCUGAGUUUGGAGAAAGACAUCAGCCAAGUCAAACUGGUCUCUGCAGAAAAAACUACCCACAGCAGAGUGAGGAGGAAAAGGGUUACUCCAGUUUGUCACAAACUCACAACAUGAAGCAGAGGAACACUAAUGACAUUGUGCAAGAUGAAGGCAAACAAUUAGAUUUCUCAGAUCAAUCAACUAAUCUCUUCCACUAUGAACCACGUCUUACUCAUUUGAAGGUUUAUACAUCUGAAAUAAGGCAAGCUCCAAAUCCUGAAUAUGAUCCCAUAAAACCUUUUGAUUACCGUGAAGAAGUUAUGGAAAAUCCAAGAAAUGACCUGUAUGCUUCUGAAAUAUUUGGCAUGGAGGAAGAUAUGACAGCAUUGUCAGAGUCAACCAGCCAGCCGGCUGGGGUUGCCCGUCUGAAACAGGCUGAAGAUGUUUUAAAGAGCAAAAGGACUGAAAGACCAAAGAAACAGCCAAUACAGAAAGCUGGAGAUGGGUUGAAAAAACAAAAAAAGAGUUUGAAGAAAAAGAAAUACCAAAGUCAAAAGGAGUUUGUUGUAGUUACAUAUUUCGAGGCUGAGACAGAAACCUAA